AGCAGAGUCAGAAGGGGCUUCAGCCAUCCUUACAAGCCUCUCCUACUCUGUUUUUUUUUUCUUUUAUUUUUUACAGGUUCAGUAACAUAUUAACUUUAAAACAUAGAACUAAAUUACCUUCUUUAAUUUCUUGAAUUUGUGAAGUUAGAUAAAAAGAAGAGAAAAUGGGCUUCGGUAAAGAUAACAAAAAGAAGAAAUGCAUCGUCGCUGGGGUUGUCACGGGUUUGCUCGUUAUCAUGGUAGUCUCCGUGGCCGUCAUAGCGAACCAACAUGCCCAUUCUUGUAAGAAAAAGCCCGACGUGAAUAUUAAAAUGACCAGCAAGGCAGUCGAAGCGGUGUGCGCACCUACUGACUUCAAGGAAACAUGUGUCAACAGCUUCAUGAAAGCGUCUCCUAACUCCACCGAGCCUCUUGAUCUCAUCAAGCUCAGCUUCAACAUCACCAUUCAAGCCAUCAAGGAUGGUGUCAAGAAAUCCUCUGUAGAGCUCAAAGCCAAGGCAGAUCAUGAGACCAAAGGGUCUCUGGAGUUGUGUGAGACGCUUAUGAAUGACGCUAUAGAUGAUCUGACGAAGUGUUUUGAUAACUUUGCUGGCUUUUCAGUUGAUCAGAUUGAGAAAUUCGUCUAUGAUCUUCGUGUCUGGCUCAGUGGGUCCAUUUCGUAUCAGCAGACAUGCAUGGAUGCUUUUGAGGAAGUUAAGUCAAUCCUUGCACAAGACAUGAAAGACAUCUUCAAACCAUCUAAAGAACUCACCAGUAAUAGUCUUGCAAUGAUUACCAGUAUGUCCAGCAUGUUUGGAAAGUCCAACAUCACAGAAGCAACGGGAGAUCUUGGAAACAACGCCAGAAAGCUUUUGUAUGCUGAAGACGGUUUCCCAAGCUGGGUAGGACCAGACACUCGAAGGCUCAUGGCAGCACCACAAGGAGGUGUGAAACCUAAUGUGGUGGUGGCUAAGGACGGAAGUGGUCAGUACAAAAGUAUAAACGAGGCCUUGAAAGCUGUGCCUAUAAACAACAAAGUGCCAUUCGUUAUCUACAUCAAGCAAGGUGUCUACAAGGAGAAAGUCGUUGUUACAAAACAGAUGUAUCACGUCACUUUCAUCGGAGAUGGACCCACCAAAACUAAGAUCACCGGUAGUGUCAACUUUGGUAUCGGCAAGGUCAGGACAUACCUGACAUCCUCUCUCACUGUCGAGGGUGAUAACUUCGUGGCAAAGAACAUGGGGAUUGAGAACACCGCCGGUCCCCCAGGAGGACAAGCCGCAGCCCUAAGAGUUUCCGCGGACUGUGUAGUUAUCUUCAACUGUCAAAUCGAUGGUUACCAAGACACACUCUACGUCCAUUCCCACCGUCAAUUCUACCGUGACUCCACCAUCUCAGGCACCGUCGACUUCAUCUUCGGCGACUCAAUCGCCAUCUUUCAAAACUGCAACAUCGUGGUGAGGAAACCCAUGGGAGGCCAAGGCUGCAUGGUCACCGCACAAGGCCGCACCGACGUGCGUGAACCCACCGCUAUCGUGCUCCACAACUGCCGCAUCAUCGGAGAACCGGCGUAUCUUCCGGUGAAAAACAUAAACAAAGCAUAUCUUGGAAGGCCGUGGAAAGAGUUCGCAAGGACCAUAGUGAUGAGAACGACCAUAAGCGACGUUAUUGAUCCAGCGGGAUGGUCUGCAUGGAGCGGUGAUUUUGCGCUCAAAACUCUUUUCUACGCUGAGUAUGAGAACAGUGGGCCUGGAUCAAACAAAGCCCAACGUGUUAAAUGGCCUGGUAUUCAGAGGAUUACUCGUCCUCAGGCUCUUGGAUUUGCUCCUGGGAGAUUUUUAAGUGGUGGUUCGUGGAUUCCACAAACUGGUGUGCCGUAUUUGCCGAAUCUGCAAUAGAUCUCACGAUUCAUUACUUUUUUUUCAUUCUUUUUAAAAGUUUUAAAUUGUUUUGGAAGGUGAAUAUUCAUUUAAUUAUAAAGACAUUUUUUC
Molecule: messenger RNA, 1970 nt
Organism: Brassica oleracea var. oleracea
Lineage: Eukaryota; Viridiplantae; Streptophyta; Magnoliopsida; Brassicales; Brassicaceae
Product: probable pectinesterase/pectinesterase inhibitor 58
Exons: 3
Coding region: 165-1877 (570 amino acids)
Biological process (GO): cell wall modification
Molecular function (GO): pectinesterase inhibitor activity; pectinesterase activity
Source: RefSeq, a predicted model, not a curated record